Molecule: messenger RNA, 957 nt
Organism: Symbiodinium sp. CCMP2592
Lineage: Eukaryota; Dinophyceae; Suessiales; Symbiodiniaceae
Source: the annotation of a GenBank genome assembly
AUGGGUAACUCCCUUUGCCGCCGGCGAAAUCGCCAUCCGGUCUCCGACUGGGAAGACACCGACUCCGAGAUGGAAGUCGAUGUGCGCGUGUGCCCUGAGCAGUGCCAGGUUUGCCAGGCCUACAGUUGCAUUCGCAAGCGCACCGGUCAUAAGUGCCACUACUGUGCCCGUUGCAUCGUUGCCUGGAGCCAAGCCCUUGCAGAUGAGUGUGCCAACGAGCUCCUGCCCGACAUAGUGGAUGUCGUCUUAAAGGUCAAUGCUGAAACGGUAAGCACUCACGCUGUCUGCCCAUCCGGCGACUUUAAGGGGGGCUUCCGGAAAGUCUACCGAGUGGACCUGCCACUAAAGAACCAUCGAGUGGUGUUGAAAAUCGCCAAAGAUGAAGCUGACAGCGUCUGCGAACUCAAAGCUUCGCGUGCAUGCCCCGCGGUCUUUACUAAGGUGUAUGACAGCGGUUCGAUGGAGUUGUGCCUCCGUCCGCACUCCAUUUGUAACAUCUUCUUUCUCCUGUCGGAACAGGUCGCCAGGUUAGGAGACUUUAUUGAAAUUUUGACCAAAGACGUCGCCACUCUAGUUGCUUUUCGUAGCUUGCAGGCAAUUUGCUUGGCCACUGAUCGCAAGGUCAAGUGCAGAGACCUCGGGGUCCAGCAAUGGGGCUUCAGAGGGCUCUCGGACCCACGUGCCAAGCCUCAGGUGCUUCUUCGGGAGCUCGGUCCGGGCCUUCAAAGUGAUUCGGUCAAGCUGGUGAUCCUGGAUGCAAACUGUUGCAUCCCAGAAACAGAGAAUGCGAGCCUGCUGGCUCCCAGACGUAUGUCGUCUUACUGGGCCAUGGUUCUGUCUUUGACCAACGAAGCCGUUGUCUCAAAAACACAAUCCUUCUUGAGAUCUCAAGGUUUCAAUGCCAGAAGGGUCUCCGAAAACUUGGAGAGCUCCCUUUACACAGAGGACGCAAGCUGA